UGGAUCGCACAAAAUACUUGUUUAUUAAUUAUUUACAUUGAAAAUACGUUAAAUACUUACAAAAUGGGCACGCAGAAACCUGGAGAAUGGGCUAACUCGCUCAUUGCGCGAUUCGAAGAACAACUACCGUACAAAACUGGAGCUCAGAACCUCCAUUCUCGUAUAAACGAAGAACAGUGCAAAGCAUGUUUAGUUCAGAUAAGCCGGCAUCGUUUCUCUCUGGUGAUCGCUGGCUUAACAAAAAUAUUGCAGAGAGUCAAUGAACUGUACCAGCCAACGAUCACCACGUGCGUCAAUCGGCCUCAAACUGAACUCGAGAAGGGUUACCACGAUAGUUUAGUAAUAGUUUUAGAUACGCUGGAAAUAUGCCUCAGCUCUCAGCCCAAGGACACCGCUAAGUACGAAGAAGCGAUGAAUGUUAAGAUAUUACUAAGAGAAGUUUGCCAGUUUAUUGAUCUUCGAAAUGAGAGCAAUGUCAAUAACACGCUUCUGAGACAAUUAGCGAGUAAAGUACUCUUCGCCCUUAGUCUCAAUUUUUUCAACGCAGUUUUUAAUAGGAUAAGCGCACGAUUACAGGAACUAGCAUCUAGCUCAGAAGAAAACCCCGAUUAUACUGAUAUAGAGUUGAUACAACAUGUCAAUGUUGACAUACUAAGGCUUAUACGGCUUUUGACAGAAUCCAUUCAAAAGUUUAAAUUGUUAAGAAAAUCAGCGCAUAUAGUACUCGUUGUGUCGCUGGAGAAAGCUGUCUGGAAUUGGAUGGACACUUACCCUCAGGAAUUCGCAGAAGUACAAUGUCGGCCUAACGAUGAAUUAAGCAAAUGUUGCGACACACUUUUCGACAUUUUACAAGACAGCUUCUCAGACAACAAGAAGUCGAGAGUGGCGAUGUGGCCGCUGCAGAUUAUGUUACUGGUUUUGAAUCCUAAAGUUCUGGAAGAAAUAGUGAACGCUGACAGCGGCGCGCCGUGCAGUCCGCGACACACGAAGAAGAAGCACUUCAUAGAUACCGUUAAGCGUGGACUGAGCCCUCAAAACAAUUCGAAGCAGAUGACUGAGGCAGCGAUAGUGACGUGCGUUAAACUCUGUAAGGCCUCGACUUAUCUGAACAUCGCUGACUCCGGCAACGUUACCUUCGUGCUCGUGAAAUCGGUCAUAAAUGAUCUCAAGUCGCUGCUGUUCAACCCCAACAAGCCGUACGCGCGCGGCGCGCCGUGCCCCGGCUACUCGGAGCUGGACCUGCUGACGGACUGCUUCGUGUCGCUGUUCCGCAUCAUGCCGCACUCCAACGACACGCUCAAGGUGUGCCUCAACCUCACCACGCACAUCUCCUACCACUACGUCAUCGUCGACUCGCUGCUCAGAAUAAUAAAACAACCCCGACUGCCGUGGUGGCCGCAAAUAGAGCUGCUCUACCCGAGAGCUGCAGAACUGAGAGCAAUGUUUACAGAUACACUGAACAAAGCUACGCAGGGUUAUAUAGUCCACACGCCACUACGGAUGAUAUCCCUAUCACUGAAGUCGAAAGAAGUCCAGUCGAAAUUCAAUAAGUCAGAGGAAAUGCCAGCGUACAGGAACCUUCUCCUGCUGCUCGUGAAACUUAUACAUGCUGAUCCCAUGCUCAUGUUGAGUAAUCCCGGUCGUACUGGGGUAGAGAUCCAAUCGUCUACCACGGAGCUGAUCAACGGUCUCGUAUCCCUUGUACAUCACACCGGGAUGGGGGAGAUAUCGCAGGAGGCGAUGGACGCGCUGCUCGCUCUGCACAGACCGGACAGGGUGCACAUGUGGAACCCUGAAGCGCCGCUCAACACGUUCUGGGAUAUCAGCUCGCAAGUUCUGUACAACAUAAGCCAGAAGCUGAUCCAGCGACAGAUCGGCAACUACCGCGAGGUGCUGCGCUGGCUGCGCGACGUGCUGACCUGCAGGAACGAGUUCCUCGCCAAGCACAAGGAGUACGCCAACGUCGGCUCGCAGAUACCGAUAUGCAAGCAAGCGCAUAUCAAGCUGGAGGUGGUGUUCUUCAUGUGCCUGUGGUCCAUCGACACGGAGGCGGUGCUGGUGGCCAUGUCGUGCUUCGCGCUGCUGUGCCAGGAGGCCGACACGCGCUGCGGCUCCGACGACGUGUCGGCGCACACGCUGCUGCCCAACUACGCCGUGUUCCAGGAGAUCGCGCACACCUCCACCGUGCUCACCACGGGUUCAGCAGCUCUUCAAAAACGUAUAAUGGCAUUACUGAGGAAGAUAGAACAUUGUGUGAACGGCGUGCAGCCUGUCUGGGAGGAGACCUUCAGAUGUUGGGACUCGGUGUGCAAGCUGCUGCAGAAGUACCCGAAGGGCGUGUCGGCCGACGAGCCGCCCGAGCCGCCGCACCGCGCCGCCGCCAAGCGCCGCGUGGCGCCGCACAGCGCCGACCACGACUGCGAGAUGCAAAUCCAGGAAUGGGCCAACAUCACCUCAUUCCUGUGCGCUCUCGGUGGUGUUUGUCUUCAGCGGAAGCCUGCCCCCGUGUGGUCUCAAUUACAUACCCACGAUACAAGAAAGUAUAAUGUGUUGGCGAACACAUCCCAAGAAGUCCAAUACUGCCCUGUAACUCAAUUCAUCGGUCAGCUAUUAAGAUUAUUGCUCUGCAGUAACGAACGCUUCGGUGCUCAAAUACAGAGUCACGUCAAGGAAUUGGUCGGCAAUGAAAUGUCUCCAGCGCUGUACCCGAUACUAUUCGAUCAAAUUAAAGCAAUCGUCGACAAGUUCUUUGAUCAGCAACAACAGGUUAUGCUGACAGAUAUAAAUACGCAAUUCGUUGAACAUACUAUAUUUAUAAUGAAGAGUAUAUUGGAUAAUAAGAAAAGCGACCAGCCCUGCGAACAUCUCAGCACGACGUCCAUCGAAGGACUGAUGCUGGCCAUCGUUAGAUACGUCCGGCACCUAGACAUGACGGUGCUGUCUGUACAUAUCAAGACGAAACUCUGUCAAGUUGUCGACGCUAUGAUGAGGCGGAGAGAUGACUUAGCUUUCAGACAGGAGAUGAAGUUCCGCAACAAAAUGGUCGAGUACGUGACGGACUGGGUUCUCGGGACGUCUCAUCAAAUCGCUCCGCCCCUGAGGGCAGACGCUUCCUCCAUUACCAGGUAUUAUAUAUCCAGGGAGCUGGAUCAGGCCUGCAUGGAGGCCGUGGCGGCGCUGCUCAAGGGUCUGCCGCUGCAGCCCGAGGAGUCCGACCGUGGAGACCUUAUGGAGGCUAAGAGUCAGCUGUUCUUAAAGUAUUUCACCCUCUUCAUGAACUUACUGAACGAUUGCAAUGAGGUCGAGCUGACGGAGGGUCCGGGACGGCUGGAGACCUUGAGGAACGCAACCAUCCAGGCGAUGUCAAACUUACUAUCUGCGAAUAUCGACUCGGGUCUUAUGCAUAGUAUUGAUUUGGGCUACCAUCGCGAUCUGCAAACGCGAGCUGCCUUCAUGGAGGUUCUGACGAAGAUCCUGCAGCAGGGCACGGAGUUCGACACGCUCGCGGAGACCGUGCUGGCGGACCGCUUCGAGCAGCUCGUGCAGCUCGUCACCAUGAUAUCGGAUAAGGGCGAGCUGCCGAUCGCGAUGGCGCUGGCGAGCGUGGUGGGCUCGGCGCAGAUGGACGAGCUGGCGCGCGUGCUGGUGUCGCUGUUCGACGCCAAGCACCUGCUGGCGCCGCUGCUCUGGAACAUCUUCUACCGGGAGGUCGAGGUCUGCGCGGUCUCAGACUGCAUGCAAACUCUAUUCAGAGGGAACUCGCUGGGCAGCAAGAUUAUGGCUUUCUGUUUCAAGAUAUACGGUUACGGGUACCUCCAGAACUUGCUCGAGCCGCUGAUAACGGCCCUGCUCGACCAGGCGGAUUGCAACGCUAGUUUGAGCUUCGAAGUCGAUCCAGCCAGGCUGGACCCAACUCACGACAUAGAAAUCAACAGGAACAACCUCCGAGACCUGACGCGCGAGGUGUUCGAAAGGAUCAUCAGUUCCGCUGAUAAAUUCCCUUCGCAGCUUCGGAGUAUGUGCCAUUGCUUGUACCAGGUCCUCAGCAAGAGGUUCGUCCAGUUCCCGCAGACAAGUGUGGGCGCAGUUGGUACCGUUUUAUUCCUACGGUACAUAAACCCGGCGAUAGUGUCCCCGCAGGAGAUGGGAAUAGUGAACCGACCCAUUCCACCACACAUCAAAAGAGGACUCAUGCUCAUGUCGAAGAUACUGCAGAACAUCGCGAACCACGUGGAGUUCUCCAAGGAGCAGCAUAUGUUGCCCUUUAACGACUUCUUGAGAGAACAUUUCGAAGCUGGACGCAAGUUCUUCAUAGAAAUAGCAUCGGACUGCGAGACUGUGGACCAAACUUCGCACAACCUGUCCUUCAUCAGCGACGCUAACGUGGUGGCGCUGCAUCGUCUGCUGUGGAACCAUCAGGAGAAGAUCGGGGACUACCUGUCCUGCAGCAGAGACCACAAGGCUGUCGGCAGGCGACCCUUCGACAAGAUGGCCACACUACUUGCCUAUCUGGGACCACCUGAACAUAAGCCUGUAGAAUCCACGUCAAGUCUCCUGUUCUCGUCGUAUGCCCGAUGGUCUUCCAUUGACAUGUCCUCAACUAACUUCGAGGAGUUCAUAGUCAAGCAUAACAUGCACCAAAAAGAAGAAUAUAAAAGCAUCAAGAGCUUAAAUAUCUUCUACCAGGCCGGCACCAGCAAGAUUGGGAACCCGGUUUUCUAUUUCAUAUCUAGAAGAUACAAAAUUGGUGAGAUAAAUGCGGACUUGCUUAUAUACCACGUGAUAAUAACUCUGAAGCCCUUCUGCCAGCAACCGUUCGAGUUGAUCGUCGACUUCACACACACGAACUCUGAUAACAGGUUCCGGACGGACUUCCUGCAGAAGUGGUUCAGCGUGCUGCCCGAGGUGGCGUACUCCAGUGCGCACGCGUGCUACAUCUACAACUGCAACAGCUGGGUGCGAGAGUACACCAAGUUCCACGAGUCCAUCCUCGCACCGCUCAGGGGCAAUAGAAAACUCAUAUUCAUAGACAACCAUAGUCGUCUCAGCGAUUUCGUUGAUCCGGAACAACAGAAGCUCCCAGGAGCGACCUUGGCCUUGGAGGAGGAUCUAAAAGUGUUCAAUAAUGCCUUGAAAUUGUCGCACAAAGACACCAAGGUUGCCAUAAAGGUGGGACCAACGGCUCUUCAAAUAACAUCAGUGGAGAAGACAAAAGUAUUGGGUUUGCCAGUUCUCCUGAACGAUGUUUACUACGCUUCAGAGAUUGACGAGGUGUGUCUGGUCGACGACAACCAGUUCUCGCUGUCCAUCAUCAACGAGUCGACUCCUCUCAGCUUCAUCCACAACGACUGUGACAACAUCGUGCAGUCCAUCAUACACAUCCGGAACCGAUGGGAGCUCAGUCAGCCUGACUCGGUGACGGUGCACCAGAAGAUCCGUCCCAAGGACGUCCCGGGCACGCUGCUGAACAUGGCGCUGCUGAACCUGGGCUCCAGCGACCCCACGCUGCGGACGGCCGCCUACAACCAGCUGUGCGCGCUCACCGCCACCUUCCACCUCAAGAUCGAGGGGCAGCUGCUGGAGACCUCGGGACUCUGCAUUCCUUCAAAUAACACAAUCUUCAUAAAGUCAGUGAGCGAAAAACUCGCUCAUAACGAACCGCACUUGACCCUCGAAUUCCUGGAGGAAUGUAUACAGGGUUUCCGAGGAUCUACCAUUGAGCUGAAACACUUGUGCUUAGAGUAUAUGACGCCGUGGUUGGCGAAUUUGGUGAGAUUUUGCAAGCCGUCCGAUGAGUCCCGUCGUCAGAAGCAAGUUGGACAGAUAUUAGAAAAAUUGAUCACACUGACCAUCGAGGAGACAGAAAUGUACCCCUCGGUACAGGCGAAGAUCUGGGGCUCCAUCGGCCAGGUGCCCGAGCUGAUUGAUAUGGUGCUGGACAGCUUCAUACAACGAAGCGUUAACUCUGGCCUCGGAUCCCCAAUGGUCGAGAUAAUGGCGGAUACGGCAGUGGCCUUGGCCUCUGCGAACGUUCAGCUCGUCUCCAAGAAAGUUAUCGGCAGGAUGUGUCGGGCUCUGUCCAAACUACCUAACAAUAUUCUCGGUCCUGUGACCGCAGCCACUGUGGUCGAUAAAACUUGCCACUCGCCGACGGCGAUGUUGGAACAGCACAUGAUGUGGGAUGAUAUCGCCAUCCUUGCUAGAUACUUGCUGAUGCUGUCGUUCAACAACUGCCUGGACGUGGCGCGGCACCUGCCGUACCUGUUCCACACGGUGACGUUCCUGGUGUGCUCGGGCACGGUGUCCAUGCGCGCCGCCACGCACGGGCUCGUCAUCAACAUCAUACACUCGCUCUGCACCUGCAACUCGCCCAGCUUCUCGGAGGAAUCUCAGCGAGUCCUGAUGCUAUCGCUGGACGAGUUCGCUUUACCGAAAUUCUACCAGAUGUUCGGUAUAUCUAAAGUCAAAUCGGCCGCUGUGACUGCAUUCAGGAGUCCAUACAACAGGCACACAGGAGAUUGGUACUCAGAACAUUCGUAUACGUGCUCAGAAUUGAGUUGUGGAGCGCCUUCAGCAUCAGGGGGUCUAGUGGGGGCACUCACAGGAGCCCAGCCGGGGGGCUCGCAGUCUGACCGCGAACGUCUUCCGCUCCAAUCAUUGGAGAUCAUCGCGGACGCGCUUCUCGAGAUCAUGGAGACGUGCAUGAAGGAUAUACCCAACUGUGAUUGGUUGAACACAUGGACAUCUUUAGUAAAGAGUUUCGCGUUUUGCUUCAACCCCGCGCUGCAGCCGCGUGCGCUGAUCGUGUUCGGAUGCAUCAGUAAAAAUGUAACAGAUGACGACAUGAAGCAACUCCUGCGCAUACUCGUGAAGGCGUUGGAAUCUUUCAACGAUCUAGCGCUGCUGGAAGCCAUCAUCAUGUGUUUGACGAGACUGCAGCCGCUGUUACACCCAGAAUCACCGAUCCACAAGGCGUUAUUCUGGGUCGCGCUGUCCGUCCUACAGUUGGACGAUCCGACUCUUUACGCGGCCGGUCUCGCUCUGAUGGAACAAAAUUUACACACAUUGGAUUCUCAGGGAGCAUUCGAUAAUAAGACACUGGAACAUGUGUUGAUGGAAACACGGGAGCCUCUCGAAUGGCACUUCAAGCCUCUCGACCACGCCGUCGGACUGAGCUUCCGGUCCAACUUCCACUUCGCGCUGGUGGGGCACCUCAUCAAGGGCUUCCGGCACCCGGCGGGCGGCACCGUGUCCCGCGCGUGCCGCGUGCUCAGCGCGCUGCUGGCGCUGGCCGCGCGGCCCGCCCGCGACAAGUUCCAGCUCACCACGCGCACCGUCGCCUACCUCACGGCGCUGGUUUGCGUCAGCGAGGAGGUCAGAUCGCGUUGCCACGUCAAACACUCCUUGCCGAAGUGGUUGCCGGACAACUGCGACCACUACUGUCCCGCAGUUGAACACCAUCAGUCUUCAAUGCUCAUCCAGCCUCAGUCUUCGCAUUCGUCGUGUCACGGCCGAAGACAGAAGUCCUGGGACGUACUGGAUCAGACUACAUCUUCUAUACACGGGGGGAAAUCUCCGACUCCCCAACCGUCGAGCAGCGGCGGUCACAGCCCGCACUUACUGAAUAUAGCGCAUCAGGACAGCGAAGGUCGCGCUCACAGCGUGCAGCACGGCGCCACCGGGGACGCCGCCAGGGACCUGGAGAUUGACAGCGGACUCGACCCGGUGGAUGAUGACGGUCGCGGCUCUCCCGGCAGCAUGGACGAGACUGAGCGACCUUCCUCCACCAAGUCUGGCGAUAGCGACUGCCACGAUCCCGCUACGAAGCAAUCAUCUCAGGACAAAGAAACGAGCAGUCCGGAAUGCAACUCGCUCCUGGACCCGUCCGUGCUCUGCGACUUCACGACGCAAGCGCUCGUCCUGACGGUUCUCGCCACGCUGGUUAAAUAUACCACGGAUGAAGAUGAAAUAAGGAUACUGUACCAGUACCUGGCGGAGGGUUCCGUGGUGUUCCCGAAAGUAUUUCCCGUCAUCCACAGUCUACUGGACAUGAAGAUCAACCACGUUCUGAUGCACUGCCACGAUCAAGUCAUACUGAGCGCAGUACAGAGCAUCAUACAGAAUAUGAUAGCGUCAGAGGACGCGAGUCAACAACAGCUGCACUACAUGCAGAGUUGCGGCUUCGGGGGCCUUUGGAGGUUUGCGGGUCCCUUCACUAAGAACCAGUGCACGGCUGUGAGCAGCGAGCUGUUCGUGAACUGCCUGGAGGCGAUGGUGGAGACCUGUCUGCCGGGAGACGACUGUGUGCGGCAGCCGCCCCCCGACCCCGACCGGCCCGACCUGCACGACCUCGACCAACGCUUUCCAGGAUCUCGCCAGCCGACCGUAUUCUGUUCAGGUCAGGACUCCUAGCAAAAUAAUGAUGUGUUGCCAAGUCUGGUAGAUCAUCAGUCUACCUAGAAAUUGAAGAUCACUGUACUCAACUGUAGAAAAAAAACAAUUGUACUUUUACAAUUCUGUGGCCUAGUUCGUUGACUUUUGAUCAUUUAUAUAAGACUAGUUGUCAAACGCGGCGUCGUUCGUUUUAUGGGUCGGUCGUCAGGUGUAAGGCAUAGAGAGUACCCUAUGUCCUUAGAGUUCAAGCUUAUAUUAUGAUUGAUAGAUUGAUUACAUAAACAGCCUGUAAACUUC
Messenger RNA from Vanessa atalanta (red admiral), 8691 nucleotides. It is a transcript of the gene Nf1, whose product is annotated as neurofibromin. Bases 64 to 8412 code for a protein of 2782 amino acids. Gene Ontology annotation, biological process: regulation of GTPase activity. Lineage: Eukaryota; Metazoa; Arthropoda; Insecta; Lepidoptera; Nymphalidae. The record is from RefSeq and is a predicted model, not a curated record. The transcript has 66 exons.